This is a messenger RNA of Myotis daubentonii (Daubenton's bat), 2238 nucleotides long. It is a transcript of the gene ICMT, whose product is annotated as isoprenylcysteine carboxyl methyltransferase. Gene Ontology annotation, molecular function: protein C-terminal S-isoprenylcysteine carboxyl O-methyltransferase activity. Gene Ontology annotation, biological process: C-terminal protein methylation. Gene Ontology annotation, cellular component: membrane; endoplasmic reticulum. NCBI's taxonomy places the organism in Eukaryota, Metazoa, Chordata, Mammalia, Chiroptera, Vespertilionidae. The record is from RefSeq and is a predicted model, not a curated record.
GGCGGUAUCGCGAGAGCUCCCGGGCGGCGCGCGGCUCCCGCGGCUCUUCCCGGCCGGCGUCCGCGGCGCGGCGCGCAGGCGCGGCGGGCGGGUUUCCCGGGGCUACAGCCGGCGCCGCGCCCGCUGUCGGCCGGCUGCGCCAUGGCGGGCGGCGCGGCGCGGGCUCCGCCGGGCUCCGAGGCGCGGCUCAGCCUGGCCGCCUUCCUGCUGGGCGCCUCGGUGCUGGCGCUGCCGCUGCUCACGCGCGCCGGCCUGCAGGGCCGCACGGCGCUGGCGCUCUACGUGGCCGGGCUCAACGCGCUGCUGCUGCUGCUCUACCGGCCGCCGCGCUACCAGAUCGCCGUCCGGGCCUGCUUCCUGGGCUUCGUGUUCGGCUGCGGGGUGCUGCUGAGUUUCAGCCAGUCUUCUUGGGACCACUUCGGCUGGUACAUGUGCUCCCUGUCCUUGUUCCACUACUCGGAAUACUUGGUCACGGCGGUCAACAACCCCAAAAGCCUGUCCCUGGACUCCUUCCUCCUGAACCACAGCCUGGAGUACACCGUGGCCGCCCUUUCCUCCUGGAUAGAGUUCACCCUCGAGAACCUGCUCUGGCCAGGUGAUGCUCUGCAACCCCAUCUGCGGCGUGGGCUACGCGCUGACGGUGUGGCGCUUCUUCCGGGACCGGACGGAAGAGGAGGAAAUCUCGCUGAUCCACUUCUUCGGGGAGGAGUACCUGGAGUACAAGAAGCGGGUGCCCACGGGCUUGCCCUUCAUAAAAGGGGUCAAGGUGGAGCUAUGACCCCCGGGGCGCGGCGCCUCCCACUCCGCGCAGCCCGGGACAAAACGGCCUCCGGUGGGCCACUCUGCAGGAUGGAUUCUCUUAAUCGCUUUAUACUCACCAUUUCCUCUUUGGGAAUAUCCCUCAAGACCAAAGGUCCGAGGCCUUAGGACCAAAGGCCCCCCUCCCCCAACUUCCUGGAGCAUCUGUUCUUGGGCUGAAUCGAGAGCUGGGACGGGGAUGAAAGAUGAACAAGGAGCGGAUAACAGCACUAUCAGCAGCGCGCUGGGCGGGCCUGGCCGCAGGAGGCCUCCCUGCACUUGGGCUGUAACCGAGCCCCCGCCCCCCUGGGGCAGGUGGACUCAUUACUCGGAAUCAGGUUUCUUCCCCAGGAAGGGGCGUGGGCACCAGGGCUUUCUAGCGUUAGAGAUACAUUUUAACCGAAAAGAUAACAUUUUACCCGAAAACAGAGCAGCACAGCCCUAACCACCUCCUUCCCAUCCUCCGUGGGCUGGGCGCAUGAGCAUCUAUCCAGUUUUAAGCCACUUCCUGAUAAGGCUCUCCAUGUAUUUAUCCUAUUGACACACCUGUUUUAUGAAUGGCAGUGUGCGUGCAGAGGGGCUCGGUGUUUACGGCCCCGACUCUUACUUGGCACAAAGGAAGCAUCCACACCUGGCCAAUUGGCUUUGUGUUACCCGGGAGCCCCGCCCCCAUGGCCUCCUGGCCUCCCCCAGUGGGGCUGUCAUCAGUGGCAGGCAUGACCGAGAUGUGUCCUUAGUCCUUUGUCCAAGAAACGGUUCCUGGACGCCUGCUCUGUGCGAGGCCUUGUCAGACGCUGGGAAGUACUGCCCUCCAUCGAUUUGGGUUCUAUUUUUUACCAUAGCGUGUAGUUUUGUGUUUUGAUUCAAAUCUAUUCACUUGAUUUCUAUGUUCCGUUCUCAAAGUUUCAUCGUCCCUGAUGCCACUUCAAACUGUCUUCCAAAGGGGUGUGAGCGCUCGCACAGCUGCACAAUGCAAGGCGACUCAUGAAAGUCUUACCCAGAGCAAACAGUCCCGAUGAGAGUUAGCCCUGCUUCUGUCUUUCCAGUUCAGGGAGAGGGGUUGGCUGUAGGAGUCAAACAUGAGCUGUAAGGACCCUCCUUUAGUUCCGGACGAGACAGGAGCGUGGUCUGUGAGAUCCUUCCGUGCAGGGCGGCGGCGGCGCUGGGACCGCGGCGGAGCCAGACCUGCGGCCUCCGAGGAGCCACUACCUUUCCGUGCCUAGACCUCCCCAUCUAGAAUGGGGCCAAUACCGCCUACCUCACAGGGGUGUUGUGAAGACUCAGAAGAACGUCAAACGUUUUUAAUGCUUAGAGGACAGAGGACAUUGUGGAAUCUGUACUGUGAGUUGUGCAAAAAUGGACAUUCGGUUAACUGUACCAGAUGCUGGAAAUGUGUGCAAAAGAGCAUUUUACCAACUCAAAAUAGUAUUAAUUUCUAGA